CAGACCCUGAAAAGCGGCCGGGGUGGCCCCGCGCUUUCCUUUUCCGGUUGCGGCGCCGCGCGGUGAGGAGCUCCUGUCUACGGCCGCAGCCAUGCCGUCCAAGGGUCCUCUGCAGUCGGUGCAGGUCUUCGGACGCAAGAAGACGGCCACGGCCGUGGCGCACUGCAAACGAGGUAACGGCCUCAUCAAGGUGAACGGGCGACCCCUGGAGAUGAUCGAACCGCGCACGUUGCAGUACAAGCUACUGGAACCUGUUCUGCUUCUGGGCAAGGAGCGAUUUGCUGGUGUGGACAUCCGCGUCCGAGUGAAGGGUGGUGGUCAUGUAGCCCAAAUAUACGGUGAGUCCUGGGAACUGUGCACAUGGGUGGAAGGUGGAUCUGAGAGCAAGGCCCUACCCUUCGGUGUACAUAUAGCUGAUACACUUUUCUGUGUGUGUGUUUCUUUCUCACAGCAAUCCGCCAGUCCAUCUCCAAAGCCUUGGUGGCCUAUUACCAGAAAUACGUGGAUGAGGCUUCCAAGAAGGAGAUCAAAGACAUCCUCAUCCAGUAUGACCGGACCCUGCUGGUAGCUGAUCCCCGUCGCUGCGAAUCCAAAAAGUUUGGAGGUCCUGGUGCGCGUGCUCGCUACCAGAAAUCCUACCGAUAAGCCUAUCAUAAAAAUCAGGGUUUACCUUCAAAAUAAAAAUGUGGGAUUUAAGGUU
Hippopotamus amphibius kiboko is the source of this 700-nucleotide messenger RNA. RefSeq names its product ribosomal protein S16 (gene RPS16). Gene Ontology annotation, molecular function: RNA binding; structural constituent of ribosome. The transcript is spliced from 4 exons. Gene Ontology annotation, biological process: maturation of SSU-rRNA from tricistronic rRNA transcript (SSU-rRNA, 5.8S rRNA, LSU-rRNA); translation. The record is from RefSeq and is a predicted model, not a curated record. Lineage: Eukaryota; Metazoa; Chordata; Mammalia; Artiodactyla; Hippopotamidae. Bases 92 to 568 code for a protein of 158 amino acids. Gene Ontology annotation, cellular component: cytosolic small ribosomal subunit; ribosome.